UUCCCUCUGGUUUGAAUAAGUCAAGCCCAGGGCUAGGUUGGCCGUGAUUGGCCAGGACUAGGAAAAUGCAGUAAAGAUGCAAACACAAGCAAAUAUAAUCCAGAGUCUGUGCAGCCAUUAGGCUGAGCUGGCCGGACCUGGAGGCUGCUGCUUGGUGUAGCUGUUCAGGAUCGCUGCUGUUUCCUCACGAAAAAGUGGAAGACAGGAGAAGUCCUGGAAAGACAAGCACCAUGUCUCUGAGCAGUGCCUUCAGGGCUGUGGGCAACGACCCUGGGAUCAUCACCUGGAGGAUUGAGAAAAUGGAGCUGGCAUUGGUGCCCCUGAGUGCCCACGGCAACUUCUAUGAGGGUGACUGCUACAUCGUCCUCUCGACACGGCAGGUGGGGAGUCUCCUCUCCCAGAACAUCCACUUCUGGAUCGGGAAAGACUCCUCCCAGGAUGAGCAGAGCUGUGCAGCCAUCUAUACCACACAGCUAGAUGACUACCUGGGAGGCAGCCCUGUGCAGCACCGAGAGGUCCAGUACCACGAGUCUGACACCUUCCGUGGCUACUUCAAGCAGGGCAUCAUCUAUAAAAAGGGGGGUGUGGCCUCUGGGAUGAAGCAUGUGGAGACCAACACCUACAGCAUGAAGCGGCUGCUACACGUAAAGGGCAAGAGAAACAUCAGGGCCACUGAGGUGGAAAUGAGCUGGGACAGUUUUAACCGAGGAGAUGUCUUUUUGCUGGACCUCGGGAAGUUCAUCAUCCAGUGGAAUGGCCCAGAGAGCAACAGUGGGGAGCGCCUGAAGGCGAUGCUUCUGGCAAAGGAUAUUCGAGACAGAGAGCGAGGGGGCCGUGCUGAAAUAGGAGUGAUUGAGGGGGACGAGGAGGCAGCCAGCCCGGAGCUGAUGACGGUCCUUCAGGACACCCUUGGCCGACGCUCUAUCAUCAAGCCUGCAGUCCCUGAUGAAAUCAUAGAUCAGCAGCAAAAGUCAAAUAUCACAUUGUAUCAGGUCUCAGACUCAGCAGGGCAUCUGGCAGUCACAGAGGUAUCCACGAGGCCUCUGGUCCAGGACUUACUGAACCAUGACGACUGCUACAUCCUGGACCAAGGUGGAGCCAAGAUAUAUGUGUGGAAAGGAAAAGGAGCCACCAAGGUUGAGAAACAGGCAGCCAUGUCUAAAGCCCUGGGCUUCAUCAAAAUGAAGGGCUACCGCAGCAGCACCAACGUGGAGACUGUCAGUGAUGGUGCUGAGUCAGCCAUGUUCAAGCAGCUGUUCCAGAAGUGGUCGGUGAAGGACCAGACCACGGGCCUGGGAAAAAUAUUCAGCAUUGGUAAAAUUGCCAAAGUUUUCCAGGACAAGUUUGAUGUGACUGUGCUCCACACCCAGCCGGAGGUAGCUGCCCAGGAAAGGAUGGUGGAUGGUGGCAAUGGGAAAGUUGAGGUCUGGCGAAUUGAGAACCUGGAGCUGGUACCCGUGGAGCGUCAGUGGUAUGGCUUCUUCUAUGGGGGAGACUGCUAUUUGGUUCUCUAUACGUAUGAGGUGAAUGGGAGGCCACAUUACAUCUUGUACAUCUGGCAGGGCCGCCAUGCCUCGCAGGAUGAGCUAGCAGCCUCGGCAUACCAGGCAGUACAGCUGGAUCGGCAGUUUGAUGGAUCCCCUGUGCAGGUUCGAGUCAGCAUGGGGAAGGAGCCGCGCCACUUCAUGGCCAUCUUCCAAGGAAAGCUUGUGGUCUAUGAGGGGGGGACUUCUAGGAAGGGAAAUGCUGAGCCUGACCCUCCAGUAAGACUCUUCCAGAUUCAAGGAAAUGACAAAUUUAACACCAAAGCAGUGGAAGUUUCAGCCUUUGCCUCCUCCUUAAAUUCCAAUGAUGUCUUCUUGCUUCGAACCCAGGCAGAGCACUACCUGUGGUAUGGCAAGGGCUCCAGUGGGGAUGAGCGGGCCAUGGCGAAGCAGCUGGCCACAGUGCUCUGUGAUGGCACUGAGGAAACGGUGGCUGAAGGCCAGGAGUCAGCUGAGUUCUGGGACCUGCUGGGAGGAAAAACUCCCUAUGCCAGUGACAAAAGGCUACAGCAGGAAAUCCUAGAUGUCCAGUCCCGUCUCUUUGAAUGUUCCAAUAAGACCGGCCAGUUCGUUGUCACCGAGAUCACAGACUUCACCCAGGAUGACCUGAACCCAGGCGAUGUGAUGCUCCUGGAUACCUGGGACCAGGUGUUUUUGUGGAUUGGAGCUGAGGCCAAUGCCACAGAGAAGGAGAGGGCACUUGCUACUGCCCAGCAAUACCUGCAGACUCACCCCAGUGGCCGAGACCUUGACACACCCAUCCUGAUCAUCAAACAGGGGUUUGAGCCUCCCAACUUCACAGGCUGGUUCCUGGCCUGGGACCCUCACAUUUGGAGUGCAGGAAAAUCAUACGAACAGUUAAAGGAAGAGCUGGGAGAUGCUACUGCUAUCCUUCAAAUCACUGCUGACAUGAAGAAUGCCACCUUUUCCCUGAAUUCUAACGACAGUGAGCCAAAAUAUUACCCUAUAGAAGUUCUGUUAAAAAGUCAGACUCAGGGGCUGCCUGAGGAUGUGAAUCCUGCCAAAAAGGAGAAUCAUCUUUCUGAACGUGACUUUGUGUCUCUGUUUGGCAUCACAAGAGGAAAAUUUGCUGCUUUACCUGGCUGGAAACAGCUCCAACUGAAGAAAGAAAAGGGGCUUUUCUAGGCCAAGACCACAAGAGAGCAGAAAGUGUCAAUAUUGGAAAAGAAUUUACUAACUUCUACCUGGCAUUCAGCUAUUUAUCUAGAUAUGAGUCUGAAAAUCACAGCAUGUUCUCCAUUUUUUAUUCUUGCACUCCUUGGUUGUUACAUACCUACAACUAACCCCACCCCCUUUUUUUUUUGGCUUUUGUGGGCUUUUAGCUAAAGCCUAAGCACAAAAUUGCAUCAAUUUAGAGAAAUCAAAAGAAAGAGAACCAAAAUACUAAGCUUAAAAUAUUUAAUGCUAUGCCAGGACCUACACAUUUGCUUUAAAUUUUAAGAUCAAUAUUUCUAAAACCUACUUAACCCACAAAACACUGAAGUUAUUUGCAUACACAUAUACCCUAACAUCAGAAUCCAAUGCCCAGAUAUAUUAUGUGCCAGAGCAUUUUUAACUUUUCAAAUAAAGAUACUUGUAGGAGCAAAGUUCUUUUCAGUAGUUGGGGCUUGCGUGGUAAUGUUAUAUUGGGAGCAAAAUACUGAAGAAAUAAAACAGGCACUAUUGAGCUCUCUGGAUAACUGGAUCACUGUAAUUCCUAUUUCUGGCACAAGAAUGUCAAAAGUCUGCCCUAUAGCUGUCCAGGAAACCUCAGUACUCACUCUACCCACACCCUAUCAUCCAAAAGAGAAGUAGAGCCACGUGUUACUAAUUUCUGUAGAUACAACCAGAACUGGUAAGAAAAACACUGCAAAGUGCUUUAAAGGAUGCUAUAGGUAUGAACAGAUGAACCCACAUUUUCCAGAUAACUCUGGUUUGAAUCAACAAUUCCAAAGAAACCUACGUGGCAGAUGUAACUGGAAGAUUGCCCAAAGUGUCACAAAGCAAAAGCAGAACAACAGGCUUCUGUGUCACAGAAGUGAGAUAGAAUAAGGUGGGGAUUUCAGGGACACCAGAAUAAACCUAUGUUGAAGGAAACAGCAAUACCAUUGAUGACUGUUCUCCAGACAAUGUCAAUCAUUAUCAGUAAGACACAUUUGUUGCUUCCUAAAAUGCUGUCACAAGAAAGGCACAAAAAAGCUAAAGUUAGC
Fukomys damarensis (Damara mole-rat) is the source of this 3754-nucleotide messenger RNA. RefSeq names its product advillin (gene Avil). NCBI's taxonomy places the organism in Eukaryota, Metazoa, Chordata, Mammalia, Rodentia, Bathyergidae. The coding region runs from base 231 to 2690 and encodes 819 amino acids. Gene Ontology annotation, molecular function: phosphatidylinositol-4,5-bisphosphate binding; actin filament binding. The transcript has 20 exons. The record is from RefSeq and is a predicted model, not a curated record. Gene Ontology annotation, biological process: cytoskeleton organization; actin polymerization or depolymerization; actin filament severing. Gene Ontology annotation, cellular component: cytoplasm; actin cytoskeleton.